AUUGUGUUGCUAUACGUCAGCCACUUUUGACGAUCUAGAAGCAUGUCUCGAAGAUAAGAUAGUUUAAUAAAAUUUCAAAACUGCUUUAUUUAUAUCGAAACAUCAGAUUUAUGCAUUAUUCAAUAUGCAAGAGUUUCUACUAUCAUACAAAACACAAUCACAAGAAACCGCCUGGCAAUUAAUGAUAGUACGUGUAAUUUCUACAUUAAUUCGACUAAGGCUUCAAAAACAUUCCAAUGUCUGAAUUUUUACCGAAGGUCUUUUAUUCACACAUGUAUGCACGGGUUCAUGUCUAUUAUUAUUUAAAUAUCACGUAUCACAACAUCCGUGUUUUAAAUAAGUAUGUGCUUAUAUCGAUUAUCUUUACGUUUAGUGUUUAUCACGAAAACCACGUAUCAUAUGUCUUUUUAAUGCAGUACACAAUGUAUAUAUAAGUGCUAGCUUUUUCUUCGUUAAGGUAAGAAAUCUUGACCAUUUCUAUCUCUGGAUAUUUGUUGACAUCAUUUUAUUACGAUAGAAUAUGUACAGAUUUUUCCUAUUGUCACUAUUUCUCACCGUGCAGUUCACUGCCACACUAUCUGACACACCCCAACAGAUCGUGACCAAAUACAAAAACUAUCACACAAUAUGCAAUGGGCUGGGAUACAAAGAAAAAUCUUGUGGAAACAAAGGUGUUGUCGCAUUCCAAGCCCUGCUAAAGAAUUCAAUAUCAAAUCUUGGACAACAUAAUUCGGUUAAAUUUGACACAGUGAAGCUAAAUGAAGGAUCCGGAUAUGACGUAAAAACGGGAAAAUUUACUGCUCCGGAGGAUGGGAUGUACUCCUUUAGCUGGAAUGUUCGAAUUUACUCGGGAAAGGAGUUUCAUACAGAGAUUGUUAAGAAUGGUAACGUUGUUGCUUAUAAUUACGCUGAUGGAAACAUGGUGAAAAGUGGUUAUUACCUGACAAGCUCAUCCACGGUCAACAUCAAAAUGAAGAAAAGAGAACAAGUGUGGAUCAGAACACACUACAAAGGACAGUACCUACAUGGUGGUUAUUUUUCAUAUUUUUCUGGUUUUAAAUUGUAGCCAUUCAAUCCAAUUUGACAAUAAAUAUAUGCGUUUCCCU
Ostrea edulis (European flat oyster) is the source of this 1106-nucleotide messenger RNA. RefSeq names its product complement C1q tumor necrosis factor-related protein 3-like. The coding region runs from base 521 to 1066 and encodes 181 amino acids. The record is from RefSeq and is a predicted model, not a curated record. Lineage: Eukaryota; Metazoa; Mollusca; Bivalvia; Ostreida; Ostreidae. Gene Ontology annotation, molecular function: protein binding. The transcript has 3 exons.